This is a messenger RNA of Myotis brandtii (Brandt's bat), 1800 nucleotides long. RefSeq names its product adhesion regulating molecule 1 (gene ADRM1). Gene Ontology annotation, cellular component: proteasome regulatory particle, lid subcomplex; nucleus; cytoplasm. The record is from RefSeq and is a predicted model, not a curated record. The coding region runs from base 447 to 1670 and encodes 407 amino acids. Gene Ontology annotation, molecular function: proteasome binding; ubiquitin binding; endopeptidase activator activity. Gene Ontology annotation, biological process: ubiquitin-dependent protein catabolic process. The transcript has 9 exons. Lineage: Eukaryota; Metazoa; Chordata; Mammalia; Chiroptera; Vespertilionidae.
CGGGCCGUGCACCCCGCAGACUUUCUGUGUUUGGAGGGUGCACACCUGCAGCUCCGCGGGCCCGUGUCCGACAGAGAUCAGGCGUUAGGCCAAAGCCUUGCGUCCCAUCUGAUGUUAGCGUGUCCCGUCCAAGUUUUUAAAUUCUUGGGGGCGGGGGUCCCAGACUAAGGAACAAGUUUGCAAGUACAGAAAGUGGCCGCGCAGCGAGCGCUGAGCGUGCCGAGAGUAAUUUCUUCUUUGAGAAACGUGAGACGUGGGUGUUGGCUCCAUUGCUCAGGUGCCCGCAGGCUCCGAGCCUGCCCCCCCGCCGUGUUUUGAGCGGGUUCUGUCAGCUUUGGGGUGCUCCCUGGCGCCCAGCGUAGCAGAGCCCGGAGGGUUGGCGAGGGCGCGUUCACUGGGUCGGUGCCCACCGGCAUUUGAGUGGUGACUGCUGGCCCUCUUUCAGGAUGGCGACUUCAGGCGCGCUGUUUCCAAGCCUGGUGCCAGGCUCCCGUGGGUCCUCCAACAAGUAUCUGGUGGAGUUUCGGGCAGGAAAAAUGUCAUUAAAAGGAACAACUGUCACCCCAGACAAAAGAAAAGGGCUCGUGUACAUUCAGCAGAUGGAUGACUCCCUCAUUCACUUCUGCUGGAAAGACAGGACGUCUGGGAACGUGGAAGACGACUUGAUCAUCUUCCCUGACGACUGUGAGUUCAAGCGCGUGCCGCAGUGCCCCAGCGGGAGGGUCUACGUGCUCAAGUUCAAGGCAGGGUCCAAACGGCUCUUCUUCUGGAUGCAGGAGCCUAAGACGGACCAGGACGAGGAGCAUUGCCGGAAAGUCAACGAGUAUCUGAACAACCCACCGAUGCCCGGAGCACUGGGGGCAAGCGGGAGUGGAGGCCAUGAGCUGUCUGCACUGGGCGGCGAGGGCGGCCUGCAGAGCCUGCUGGGGAACAUGAGCCACAGCCAGCUCAUGCAGCUCAUCGGACCCGCCGGCCUCGGAGGACUGGGUGGGCUGGGGGCCCUGACUGGGCCAGGCCUGGCCAGCUUACUGGGGAGUGGAGGGCCUCCGGCGAGCAGCUCCUCAUCCAGCUCCCGGAGCCAGUCAGCAGCGGUGACCCCGUCCUCCACCGCCUCUUCUGCCCGAGCCACCCCAGCCCCUUCUGCUCCAGCAGCUGCCUCGGUGACCAGCCCGAGUCCCACGCCCAAUCCAGGUAAUGGAACCAGCACGGCAGCCAGCCCAACCCAGCCCAUCCAGCUGAGCGACCUCCAGAACAUUCUAGCCACUAUGAACGUGCCGGCCGGGCCAGGAGGCAGCCAGCAAGUUGACCUGGCCAGUGUCUUGACGCCCGAGAUCAUGGCACCUAUCCUCGCCAACGCUGACGUCCAGGAGCGCCUGCUACCCUACCUGCCCUCUGGGGAGUCGCUGCCACAGACCGCAGAGGAGAUCCAGAACACACUGACUUCCCCCCAGUUCCAGCAGGCCCUGGGCAUGUUCAGUGCGGCCUUGGCCUCAGGGCAGCUGGGCCCCCUCAUGUGCCAGUUUGGCCUGCCUGCAGAGGCCGUGGAGGCCGCCAACAAGGGUGAUGUGGAAGCUUUUGCCAAAGCGAUGCAGAACAGUGCCAGAUCGGAGCAGAAGGAGGGCGAUGGGAAGGACAAGAAGGACGAAGAGGAGGACAUGAGCUUAGAUUAAGUUAUUUGCUGUCUUUUACGGGCGGGGCUCCUGGCUGUGUGGACGAGCAGUGUGUUUGUGGGCCGUCGCACACCCUCACACCUCUGUUCUAACUUGCUAAUAAAUAAAAGUUUUUUCUUUUAUCUGCCAA